CUUAACAGAGAAUGCCGUUGGUGUUUGGUAUAAUUUUUACAUUUAUUUUGAUCUUGAUUCUGUUGAAAACGUCAGAAAGGUGCAGUAAAAUAUGGUUUGCAAAUGUUCACGAAAUCGUUUUUUAUUAUAUUAUGGAGUUUUUUGUCGGAAAUCUAAGAAAACGUUGCUUACGAAAUAUAAAAUUAGAAAUUUCUAACGACCCAACACGUUCUCGUGAAGGUCGACUAAGAAUUUUAGAAAUAGGACCGGCAGGUGGAAGAAACUUUGCAUUUUAUCCCGAAAAGAGUUUGUUAAUUUGUGUGGAACCAAAUGAAUAUUUUCGGUCGUUUUUCAAUCGAAAGAAAGGUCAAUUCGAAAGUCUUCAUUUGGAGAAUUUCUACUGUACUGGAGCAGAAGAUAUGAAUGAAAUAAAAGACGAAAGCGUGGAUAUUGUAGUAAGUACAUUUGUACUUUGCUCGGUGCAAGACAUGGAAAAGUCCUUGAAAAAAAUUAAAAGAGUUUUGGUGAAAAAAGGGAAAUACUAUUAUUUAGAACACGAUAGAGACCCCAAUCAUUUGAUUCGGUUCUUUCAAAAAUUGAUCGAACCUUGCUGGAGUCUUCUAACUCACAAAUGUCAUCUUACUCGACCUAUCGGAAAUUCCAUCAAGAAAGCAGGUUUCAGUCAAGUGGUACAAAACGAUUCUAGACCGUAUUUCUUUAUCUUUGUACCUCAGUAUUUUAUAUACGGUACUGCUGUCAAAUAACACAACUAAUGCAUCACAUUUUUAGAUUAUUCCUUACUAAGAAAAAA
Molecule: messenger RNA, 790 nt
Organism: Centruroides sculpturatus (bark scorpion)
Lineage: Eukaryota; Metazoa; Arthropoda; Arachnida; Scorpiones; Buthidae
Product: methyltransferase-like protein 7A
Exons: 2
Coding region: 12-743 (243 amino acids)
Molecular function (GO): S-adenosylmethionine-dependent methyltransferase activity
Source: RefSeq, a predicted model, not a curated record